UGUAAAUCUUGAAAUUAUUUUGCUAGUAUCAAAUUGAUGUCGGUAUAUGAAGCCUCCCAACAAAGGAGUUAACAUAAUUAAAGUUUAUAUUGAAUGGUUAAUUAAUUAAUCGUAUGAGCAUGUGAUAUUUGUGUCAAUUUUAUAAUUAUUAUAAUUUAGGGUUGUGAAUUUAGUUGAAUUGUAUGACUAUAUAAUUGAGAAAUUUAUUUAAUUUGAAAUAAGUAUACUGAUGGAAUUGGGUUAUGGUUAUUAAUGGAUGAACUAGUGUCACACAGAUUUUGGCAUGGUGGGGUUUUUAAAAAGAAUGCAAUUGGGUUGUUAAAAUAUGUUGGUGGAGAAGGGAUGAUCUUGAUGAAUUGUGUUGGUGGUACCUUGUAGAAUUGGUUUAGAAUUGUGGGUAUAAAAAAGUUGAUGUAAUUUUUUAUUUAGUACCAAAUAUGAGUUUUGAAGAUGGGUUGAGGAGGGUUUAUGCUGACAAAGAGGUGUUAGAAAUGGGAGCAUUAGCAAUUAAGUACAAGGAAAUUGACUUGUAUGUGCAACUUGGAGUGGAUGAGCCAGAGAUGAUACCUAUCCUCCCUUCUUCAAAUGCACCAGGUGUUAAUAACACAACUAAAAAAAAACCCCAAAGAACCUUACAUAAAAAAUUCUGAAAUAUUGACUCCAACCAGAAAAAAAGUGGUCCCACCUAGUGACCCACACUAGGUCUGGCAAAAGUUAACUCGACCCGAAAACAAGACCCGAACCCGACCUGAAAAUAUCGGGUUAGAAUUGAGAUUUUAGACUCAAAAACUUAAAUGGAUCAACACGAACUCGGCCUGAAAUUAAAUGGGUUAAGUUAAGGUUGAAAAUUCCAACCCGAAAAUGACCCAUCUAACCUGAAAAUUAAAAAAUAAACAAUAAAUAAUAAAAAAACAAAAAAAAAGGAGGAAACUUACUAAAACAAGCCCAAGCCCAUAUUUAGGACCUAAUAAAAGCUAAAACCCUAAAAUCCUCUCACACUCUCACUCCUCUCAGCCUCACUUCUCUCAGCCGUAAGAAGCUCUUUCUCUCUCAUAUUUCAUUUUUCCUCUCAAUGUUUAUAUCUUCAACUCUUAAGAAUUCAAACCCUAAAAAUCUAAAAUCCUUUAAUUUGCCUCUCCACGCCUUCCUCUCCUUCACGGACAUCACGGCUCAAAUCGCUCAACAAGAUUUCAAACUUCAUCCAUCGUGAGUCUACAGAUUUUUUAAAGUUUGAGUGGAAAGUAGGGUAUAGAUUCCCUAACAGAGAUUCUUUCAAAAAAGCUGUAGCAAAAUAUGCUAUACUACAAGGAUGGAAUCUUAGUUUUGUGACAAGUAAUAAGAAGAGGCAACAUAUACUUGAGGUUAGAUGCAUUCCUUGUUGUGCAAUUAGGUUGUAUGCUUCGUGGGACUCUAGAAGGGCUUGCUUUGUAGUCAAAUAAGUGGAUAAUGGGCAUUAUUGUAGUAGGAACAUGGAGAAGAGCAAGCAACUAAAAUCAACCUGGCUAGCUGAAUAAUUCCUUGAUAUCUUCAAAGCCAGGCCACAUUGGCCCGCUAAGGAAAUCAUGGAAACUGUGAAAAGAGCAUAUAGAGUCUAGAUUAAAAAGGAUUUGGCAUACAAGGUGAAAUAUCAUGCACAUAGAUUAUUGCAUGGUUCAAUGCAAGAGCACUAUAACAAAGUAGGUAUGUACUUGGAAGGUUUGAAGGCAAGUGAUUCAAACACAUAUAUUAGAUUGGUAAUGAAUUCAACUAAGAAAGAACUAGUGUUCCAAAGGUUGUUUGUUUGUUUUGAUGUGGGAAAAAAGGGAUGGUUGGCUGGUUGCAGAAGGUUGUUAUGUGUAGAUGUAUGUUUUCUUAAGACCUUCCUCGGAGGACAACUUUUAGUAGCCGCGGGAAGAGAUGCAAACGAUCAAAUGUAUCCAGUUGCUUGGGCGGUUGUAGAAGGGGAGAAUAAUGAUUCUUGGGCAUGGUUUAUGACAGAGGUUAAAGUUUGUUUGCAACUUGGUGAAGGACAUGGACUUGAAAUUAUCUUAGACGAACAUCAGUCAAUAUUGGAUGCAGUUGCCAACAUUCUUCCAAAUGCAGAGCACAGACAUUGUGCUCGACAUAUUUUUGCACAUUGGCACAAAUCAUUUAGAGGAGAUGAGAUGAAAUUACUUUUUUGGAGGGCUGCAAAGUCGUACAAUAUGUCAGAUUAUAAUGAUGCUUUGAACGAUAUGGGAAAGCUAGACCAAGAGGCUGUUGUCGGUUUUAGAUCUUAUAAUCCCAGAGUGUUUUGUAGAGCAUUUAUGAGCACUGAAACACAGGUAGAUGUGAUUAUGAACAAUCUAGCCCAAACAUUUAAUGGAUACAUAAUAAAUGUAAGAACAAAACACUUGAUAUAUAUGUUAGAAGAUAUUAGGACGGCAUUAAUGCAAAGACUAGCUUUAAAGAAGAUACAUAUGGAGAAGACCUCAAGUAAAGUGUGUCCAAGAAUUCAAGUAAAACUGGAGAAAGCUAAGGAACAAGCUGCACAAUGCAAUGUUACUCUAUCAGUGCAACCAGGUUUCAAGUGAGCUAUUUCAUGGAUGUCUUGAAUGUAGACCUGCAAACUAGAACAUGUACUUAUAGGAAAUGGGAUCUCACCGGGAUCCCAUGCUGCCAUGCAGUGGCAUACAUCUUCUUUUGUCACCAAAAUGCUGAAGAUUAUGUCUCUCAAUGGUAUAAAAGAGAGACUUACUUAGCUUCGUAUUCUGGUUCUAUUCCUCCAUGUGUAAGUGAGAGGUGUUGGCCUAGAGUCAAUGUACCACUUAAUUCACCCCUAUUAAGAUAGGUCUAGGAAGGUCGAGGAGAAAUAGAAGAAAGACCCUCAUGAGAACCCAAAAAAACCAGGAAGGUUAACCAAGCAUGGAGUAGAAAUGACAUGUAGUAUUUGCAAAACCAAAGGUCAUUAUAAGAGGAAAUGUCCAAAUAAGGAUAGGGUAGUGGAACAAAUUGAAAAGAGGCUAAGAACUGAUGGUGCAAGCACAUCUCAACCCAUUGCACAAACACUAUCAUCACAAGUUCUUAAUGCCACCGUUGAACCCACAAGAACAAGUAGAGGUGGACGAGUGAUAAGAGGGGGAAGAGGAAGUAGAGGGGAUAGGGGUGGUAGACGACCAAGCAUAGGUAGAGGUAAUAUUGUACCUCAAGGAUUUGGAGUUUUUAUUGCCGUUGAUGGAACAACAACAAUAAAUAAUUCUGGAUAAAGAGAUGGACAAAGAGGUGAUCAGGGAUAGCUCACACAAUCCUCAUUAUAUUAAACUAGCUACGUGCCCUGCAAACAGUCAAGCUUCGACAUCAUGUGAUUAAUUAUGGAGUUGAUGUCAUGAUAAAUAAUAUAUUUAGUACUCAAUUUUUUUUUUUUUUUUUUUUUAAUGGUAAUCUUUUUGGCAUGCUAUUUUGACCGAUGUCAAGUAAUAUAAUUUUGUUUCGGAUAGAUGUAUUUACUUGAUGGUUUUCAACAUUAUAUGGCAUAUUCAAUUGGAAACACAAAAUGUCUGAUCAUUUGAUUAGGUGAAAAAAUUAUUAAUCAGGGUAAUACAAUCCAAAAAUUUACCCUCACAUUCUGUUGCAAUCUAUAAUCAUAAUUCAUCAUAAUCUAAUUAAUACUUACAACUAUGUAAUCAAUCCUUCCACUAACUACCAACCUAAA
This is a messenger RNA of Chenopodium quinoa (quinoa), 3670 nucleotides long. RefSeq lists its product as uncharacterized. NCBI's taxonomy places the organism in Eukaryota, Viridiplantae, Streptophyta, Magnoliopsida, Caryophyllales, Amaranthaceae. The record is from RefSeq and is a predicted model, not a curated record. Bases 1656 to 2552 code for a protein of 298 amino acids. The transcript has 3 exons.